Messenger RNA from Octopus bimaculoides (California two-spot octopus), 3064 nucleotides. RefSeq lists its product as uncharacterized. Gene Ontology annotation, molecular function: DNA-binding transcription repressor activity, RNA polymerase II-specific; RNA polymerase II cis-regulatory region sequence-specific DNA binding. Gene Ontology annotation, biological process: regulation of transcription by RNA polymerase II. Gene Ontology annotation, cellular component: nucleoplasm. NCBI's taxonomy places the organism in Eukaryota, Metazoa, Mollusca, Cephalopoda, Octopoda, Octopodidae. The record is from RefSeq and is a predicted model, not a curated record.
AUUAAAGUUUGAAAACAUUCAACAAUGGACACUUCACAUUACAAAUAACUGAUUUACUUUGUUUCACAUGUGACUUUUGUUACUCUUCCUUUUAUCUCUGCCAACAGGUAAUAUAAAUCUAGUUACCGCCUACCGUUUGUUUCUUAAAGAAAAAUGGAAGUAAAUAAAUUAUUGACAUAACUUUGAAACGGUUAUAAGAAAGAAGGAAAUAACACAACGUAUGUUCCAUUGUUUGAUACUGGUUCUUAAAAGCUGAAAAGAAGUGGUUGCUAUAUCGUCUAGAAAUAGCAGCUAAAUCUUUCCGCUCCUGAAAUACAGUUAAGAGAGUUUUAUGGCCGAUGUUGGACCACUACUAGGAUCAUAGGUGAGAUUUACAGUGAUCAAGAGAAUUUCAUAUCUUGAAACAGAAAAUCCAUGAAUUAAACAAUUACAGAACACAAUUUGUGGUUGGUCACUAGAAAAAAAAUAUACUGAAAGCUAGAGAUCUUGGAAACCACCAGCAACUAUGACAGUUACUGAUGGGAAGCCCAUCAGGGAUAGGGAAGACUACUUUUAUAUUGUGCUCAUAGUGAACCAUUACAACUUGUAGAAGGACACAGAUUCCACCAGAAAGUCUGCUACUAGUCAUGAACUCUCUAUGUCUAGCUUGUAUAGCAUACAUUAACCAUAUCCACAUUUAAUAACCUAGAAAUAGAAGUGUUUUGUCUACAACAAUAUGUGAGUUACUGGGAGAAGACCCAGUUAGUAACAAAUAUUCUAGUGGUAAGUAAACAGUAUAUUUACAUUGAAUAUGUUUCAUACAUGUAGAUGGAGGACCAUGGUAUCCAAGACAUUAAACUGAGCCAUAAUAUAUUAUAGUUACAGACAUUUCUCAGUUUUUAGAAUUCCUCAAGAAUUAAUAUGGAAAACAUUGAGUUGGACACUUCUAACGUAACUGUCUUUAACAAUGUAGACUCAAUAACACAAACAUUCAGUGGUGAGAAACCUUUAGCAAGUGAAGCAUUUAAUAAAAAAACAUUAGUAAACAGAAAUAUUCCUGAAUAUUGCUGUGAGAUUUGUAAGAAAACGAUCUUUUCAGAACAUGAAGUGUUCACUCACAAAGAAAUACAUGAUAGAGAAAACCCUUACCAUUGUGAUAUACGUGGCAAAUCUUUUAUAUCUAACAGUGUUUUAAUAAAACACCAAAAAACACACACUGGAGAAAAACCCUAUCAUUGUGAAAUCUGUGGGAAAUCUUUCAUUAAUAAUUCUGAUCUUGUUAUCCACAUACGUAGUCACACUGGAGAAAAGCCGUAUAGUUGCGAUAUAUGUGGGAAAUCAUUUGUCUCUGAUAGUAAUUUAACCAGACACAAAAAAAUACACACUGGAGAGAGUUCAUUUCUCUGUGAAUUAUGUGGGAAAUCCUUCAUUGAAAACUCGAAUCUUGUUCUUCACAAACGUGGUCACACUGGAGAAAAAUUGUAUCACUGUGAAAUAUGUGGGAAAUAUUUUAUCAAUAUUAAUGAUUUAAACAGACACAAGAAAAUACACAUAGGAGAAAAACUGUUUGACUGUGACAUAUGUGGGAAAUCUUUUACUGAUAAUUUGAGUCUUGUUAUCCACAUGCGUAGUCACACUGGAGAAAAACUGUUUCACUGUGAAAUAUGUGGGAAGUCUUUCUCUGUUAAUUCUAGUCUUGUAGUUCACAAACGGAGACACACUGGAGAAAAACCAUAUCGCUGUGAGAUAUGUGAAAAAUCUUUUGUUUCAAACAGUGAUUUAAACAGACACAAAAGAAUUCACACAGGAGAAAAACCAUAUCAUUGUGAAAUAUGUGGGAAAGCUUUCAUUGAAAAUUCUAAACUUUUGAUCCAUAUACGUAGUCACACCGGGGAAAAACCAUAUGGCUGUGAUAUAUGUGGGAAAGCUUUUGUAGAUAAUGGGGAUUUAACAAGACACAGUAAAAUCCACACAGGAGAAAAAUCAUGUUACUGUGAAAUAUGUGGGAAGUCUUUCACUCAGCAUUCAAGUCUUGUUAUCCACAUACGUAGUCAUACUGGAGAGAAACCUUAUCAGUGUGAAUUAUGUGAGAAAUCUUUUGUGUCUCACGGUGAUUUAACAAAACACAAAAGAAUACACACAGGAGAAAAGCCCUAUCAAUGUAAAAUAUGUGAGAAAUCUUUUGCCAAUAAUAGAGAUUUAACAAGACACAAAAGGAUACACACUGGAGAAAGACUGUCAGAAUCCUCAAAUGUUAUCACAAUGGUAGAAACCUCUACAAUUGUGGAAAACUUUAUUUCAUGAAUUAUUUUAACAAGGCACAACAGAAUACAUAUUGGAGAGAAGUCUCAUAUCUGUAAAGUGUGAGAAACUCUUUUGUAAAAGUAAACUUCCACUCCAACAACAUACACACAUGUGAGAACUUUUAUCAAAUUGAAAUAUGUUGGAAAUCAUUUGGAUCUUGGAAUUAUGAUCUUGUAGUCUACUAAUGUGUCUUGUUUGAGAAUUAUUUUCACACAAAAAUAUUUUGGAAAUCCUUAUUUGUAAAUUAUAAACUUGAAAUAGUUGCUAAAUGAGUAUAGACUGGACAUAGAACUAUAUCACUGUAAACUUUGUAUGGAAUCAUUCAGUAUGAAGUAAGUCUACAUUUUUAAUCCAGAGUUGAAUGCAGACUGAAGACAACGAUUAUCAUUGCGAAAUAUAUUAAGUCCCUCAUUGAGUUCUAGUCUUGUAAUCCAUAAAUACAUUCUGAAGAAAGAUCUAUUCACUGUUGUUUGUCAUUAAAAUUUCUUAUGGAAAUAGAAUUCAUUAAACAUGACUGGAAAAACAAAGGAGUAAGACCUAGAUGUGAAAUUUGGAGAAAAUGAUUUUCAUUCAAAAGUCAUGAUGCUAAAUAAAUACAUAUAUAAAAGAAAAUAUUAUUGAGAAGUUGCAUUUAUGAAUUUGUGUUGCAAGAUUUGUGUUUUGAAACAGAUAUUGUUAUAUUUUGGGAUUGUAAUUUUUUUUUGUUUUUUGCCAAAAAAACACAUACACUAUACAUUUGUUCUUCACUUGUUUAUUACUGUUCUUAUUUUUUUCUUAUGUC